This is a messenger RNA of Nerophis lumbriciformis (worm pipefish), 1218 nucleotides long. The record is from RefSeq and is a predicted model, not a curated record. Lineage: Eukaryota; Metazoa; Chordata; Actinopteri; Syngnathiformes; Syngnathidae.
AUGGAGCGAACAGGUAGCGUCAAGAGAAAAGCCAUGGCUCGGCAACACAAGGCUGAAGUCAUGAUUGCAGGAGAACAACUGAGGUUGCGGCUUCACGAUGGAAAACUGAUCAAGGACAGACGGUACCACCUACGGACAUAUCCUAACUGCUUUGUAGCGGAGGAGCUGAUAGCCUGGCUCGUGAACCAUAAGGAGGCUCCAGAUCGGACAACAGCUGUGCGUCUGAUGCAGCACCUCAUGGAUCAGGACAUUGUUCAUCACGUUUGCGAUAAGUGGUCCGAAUUCAAGGAUGCCAAAUUGCUCUAUCGUUUCCGCAAAGAUGAUGGCACAUUUCCCUUCAACACAGAAGUGAAAAUAUUCAUGAGAGGACAACGAUUGUAUGAGCAUCUCAUUGCAGACAAGCACUCAAUUCUGCAGCUAAGAGAGGAGCAGGGUGUUUCGUAUCAGCGCUCUUUUCCUGGCUGCCAGCUGAUUGAUUGGCUCCUUCAAAUCGGAGAGGCGGUAAGCCGGUCCCAGGGUCUGGAGUUGUGCCGUGCUUUACAAGGCCAAGGCAUCAUUCAGCAUGUAGCCAAAAAACACGAUUUCUUUGAUAGUGGACUACUCUAUCAGUUCUGCAUCAAUUUUCGCCGCAGACGACGCUUGUCUGAACUGCUUUGUGAAAGCAAGCAAGACGGUUAUGUAGGCACAGUGGUGUCCACACAAGAGGACAGCCACCCUGAUAGUCCAUUUUUUCUGCACAAAGGUUCACCACAGGAGGCUGCCAAUGGCUUCCAGUCAGUCGGAGCCAGUAAAGACCAGAAGCAGGUGACCAGUGGCUGCCGAGGCAGUUUGAAUUCCCUGCAGCUUGAUGCUGCAGGAUUUCCCCUGAUUGUUCAGCUGUCUUCAACCCCAGUCAUAAGAUGUAACCCUAAAUCAGUUCUAAAAAGACAUUUUACAUGUGAGGAGUUGCUGGCACCAGGAGCACAUUUUUCCAAAAGAGUGUUGACGGUGAUAGGUGAUGCAUUGGGCUGGGGCUUUGUCCUUAGAGGUGUGGCCCCUUGUUACGUGCAAGCUGUUGAUCCCGGAAGCCCUGCAGCAGCUGCCGGAGUAAAGGUGCGACAAUUGUUAUGUCAGGUGAAUGGACAGUGUGUACUCUACCUGGACUACAGGACAGUGACCACACUGGUGAUGACAGGACCUCGCAUUGUUGUCUUGGAAGUGAUGGAAUCACUGGAUUAA